Messenger RNA from Adineta ricciae, 705 nucleotides. Lineage: Eukaryota; Metazoa; Rotifera; Eurotatoria; Adinetida; Adinetidae. The record is from the annotation of a GenBank genome assembly.
AUGGAUCAACCUGAUGCUGAUCAUUAUCUGUCCCUUGAUUUACAACAAAAUAUGCUCUUGGAAAUGAUGAAACAACAUAUUAGUAAUGGUUUACCAUAUCAAUACCCAGCAAAUUAUUUAGAUCAAAAUCUCCCCCAACAAAGUGAUGAAGACAAAUUAUCUCACGUUGAACACGAACAAGAUGAAAAUGAACAAAUGCCAAUGCCUGUUGUAUACAAAAAACGGGCAAGAAUUAAAUUCACCCAAGAACAAAUCAAUGUACUUGAAGCGACUUUUCAACAACAUCGUUAUCCAACUAUUGACAUGAUCGAUGAUCUUGUUGAACAACUUAACUUACCUACCCAAAAGAUUACAAAUCGUCGCGCACGAUUAAAGAAAAGUCAACAAAAACUUGAAAAGCAUCAAUCAUUCGAACACGACGAGCCACAACAUUACGACAGUGGAAUUCACUUAGAAGAAGACGUAUCUCGUGCGUCAUCGACAAGUCCACCAUUAAAUCUAUUACCUCGAUCAUCACCACUUCCUUAUAUUCCACCACCUCCUGCUCCAUACUAUCUGCCAAAUUCUCAUCCAUCAUUUUACAAUUCCAUGUGGCAAAAUUUUCACUAUCCAAUUCAACCAUCGUACGACUUCGUUAAUUAUAACUCUCCAUUCGUUUUUCAUGAUAUUAGCAACUAUUCUCCUUCAGCAGAAUAUCAUGGUUAA